AUGUCACGAGUAAUUUACAAUACUUCAAUAGCGAAUGACUCCUCUACAUCCUACCACCAAGACUAUGACCCUUUCCCCAACAAAGCCAGUCCGCCUCUAAUUUUCAAUAAAUAUGAAACAAUGUUCAAGGAAGCAUUAGACUAGUUCUAGUAGACUUCUAACUUGAGAUUUUCAAAUCAGCAGCGAUUAUCCUUUGAGCAAGGCAAUGGAGAAGCAGGUGAUCUUUUUAAAAAGUAAAAAAACCUCAACCUUCAAAAUAAGUCCUUUGACUUGCAAAUCACUAUAUUCAACUAAGACAUAGUGAAAGAGAACAAGAGGCAGAUGGAGAAGUACUUCAAGGAAUUCAGACAGUCAAUCAAUCUGAAUUAUGUGCCCACUCACUCCAAACCUAUUCAACAUCUGGACGAUAACAUCAUUGCUGUGAGUUACAAUCAGCCUGAUGCUAAUCAUCAAGAUUAAACUUUCUCAUUCAACAAUGAACAGAAAGCAAUGAGCAAAAAUCACUCUUUGAAGAGGCAAAUACCUGACUUAUUUCGAAUGAAGAGCUUUUACUCUUCUCGCUUGCCUAAUAUAACAAGCAUGUCCUAGAGUCCCGCGAGGAAAAUAAAGGAGAGAUUGGAUUACAUCAAGAUUAAGGAGCAGUUCAAGAAUGUUAGAAGAGGCCCAAGACUUUACAAAAGUUUUGUCAAAGAUACAACAAUCCAAGAUAAACUCAGAUAAGAUUACUUCAAGGAUGAUGUAAAUGUGAUAACAGAGUAUAUUUCCAGAAAUAUUCAACCAGACAUUAAAGCUUUAACCACUGCUUCAAAUGCAAGGAGAAAGUACACUAUCUAGGAAGAAUAGGAUGAAACUAAUAAGCACAGCAAUAAUGGCAAUGACAUUGAGAAUUUGAAUACGAUGAUUACAUCGGAUAGUAAUAAUCAGAAAUAAUUUCCAACAACUCAGAGAUUAGCCUUUACCUCCUAAAAUCCAAAAAGAAGCGAAAUGGUUGAUAAAAAAAGGUUGGCAAAGGAUAUAUCGAUGUCUUUAGACAUUUCUAAUACUUCAAAAGCAGGAGAUGCACAAACUAAAUCGCAGCAAAGUCCAAUAAUAAAGAAUGAUGGCAUUAUUGGCAAGAGAAACAACAUCAUGACUUAGAGAAAUUAAUAUAAUCCUGUUCAAUUUAAUAAUUCAGAUUCCAAUAGGAGGACAAUCAUUUAAACCAAUCAUCUGCAAUAGUCUCAAAAUAAUAAUCCCACUGUAAAUUCUAUAGCUUCUUUAAAUGCUAACUCUAACCACAACAACUCUCAUCAAAAUCAGAAAUAUAAUCAAAAGCAAUAACAGAAACACCACAUGACUAUAAGUGAGGCGAUACUAGAAUAUGAGAUGAAGCACAUGUCCCCAGAGAGACGUGAGCAUACAAUGAAAUUCAACAAGCUACUAAAUUUCUCACUGGAUGAUAAGAUAUGCAAUUUGAAUAAGAAACUGCACGGAAUCAAUAAUGAAAUCAAGAAAUUUCACCUGUCUUAGAGCAGGAAUACCUAUCUCUAGACAACUAAAGAUGGAAUUAAGACUAGUAAUUUAAUGGACAGAGUCCGAUAGAAAAGAAGAUAAGCCUAAUUGCAUUAAGAAUUUCAGCAUGUUCUUGUCCAUCACCAUCAGCAAAGCAAUUCAAACUAACAAGUAAAAUUUGAUUUAUCCCAUUGA
Molecule: messenger RNA, 1686 nt
Organism: Stylonychia lemnae
Lineage: Eukaryota; Ciliophora; Spirotrichea; Sporadotrichida; Oxytrichidae
Source: the annotation of a GenBank genome assembly